UUCUACCAAUAAGCGCUUCAGCCUGAUCACGUGACCGUGGUUCCCGCCACUACGUCCGGUUUCCGGGCCCGGUCUACUUCCUUUCCGCCUGCACGCGCUCUGUGGUGAACACGUUACCCCACUGCUCUCCGUGAAGAUGCGUUACGUAGCUGCUUACCUGCUGUCUGCCCUCGGGGGCAAAGAGAACCCUACUGGCAGCGACAUCAAGAAGAUCCUGGAGAGCGUCGGCAUCGAGGCUGACGAGACCCGCAUGCAGAAGGUCGUGUCAGAACUCAGUGGCAAAUCAGUCGAGGAUGUGAUUGCUCAAGGUUACAGUAAACUGGCCAGCGUGCCAGCUGGUGGCGCGGUUGCGGUGGCGGCGUCCGGUGCUCCCGCUGCUGGAGGAGCCGCAGCUCCUGCAGCUGCAGCUGAGGAGAAGAAGGAGGAGAAGAAAGAGGAGUCCGAAGAAUCUGACGACGACAUGGGAUUCGGACUUUUUGACUAAAUUACCGUGUAAUUCGGGACCAAAAUAAAAAGUGUUUGUUUAAAAAAAUUUUUUUUUUUAAGAAUCUGUCAUUUGUCAUAAAAUUUGGUAUGAGUGAAAUGUAGAGGACAAGUAAUAACCUUGAGUUAUUUGUUAAUUUUACAUUUAUUCACUUAUAUGACUUGGGUUUUAUUACCUGACGAUAUAAUGAGUGGAACAUCUUGGACUAUGUAAAGCCAAAUUAAGUUAAAUACAGGUCAGCAAAGUAUGAAAGUUUUAUUAGGUAUUUUAAAAUGGGAAUAUUGUUCAUUGAUCUGGUUUAAAGAAGAUUUUUCCAUGCUGUCGAUACACAAAAGUAGGAAAUCUAUCUUAAAUAGUGUGACAAAUUUGCACCAAACAAAUGAAAUAAAUUUUAUGUUAGUUCUGGGAAUCGGGGUGGGUCUUUAUCAAGUUCCUUUACACCAGGGGUGUCAGACGUACGGCCCGCUAGGGGGUUCAAUCUAAGUUAAAUCUAAAUUAUCCGCUAGGGGCGCACUGUUUUAGUCAGAGUAGAAGACGCGGCACAUCUCUGGGACUCAGGCCGAACAGCAGAUGGCAGCAAUGCGCCUUCUGCUGUUUUCUACUCGUCCCCACACCCUCAUUAGCCAAAAUGUCUUUGUCAAAAAGGAGAAAAGUGGAUACAGAGUGUAGAGUUUUCAAAAAAAAAAAAAUGGACCACUUCCUAUUUAUUCACAGAGAUGAAUGGGUAAUAGUUUAAAAAUGUGCAGUUUAAUGUUAGCCAACAGCUUCACUACAAAAGAGUUUGGUUUGGUGGAAUCCUAUUGUUCAUGUAAUGCCAUAAAUUUUAAAGUGCAGUACUAUAUUUGUCAGUUCCAAAUACCUGUGAAGUUUUUUGCAUUUGUACAAACACUGUGACCAGUUGUAAUGCACACAUGUAAAUGAUAAUCAGAAGCAAAUUGCAUGUUUGUCUUAAGAAAUCUGAGGUUCAUGAUAUGUUUUGAUGAUAUUUCAUUAAAUAUGAAGAUUUUCCUAA
Molecule: messenger RNA, 1496 nt
Organism: Ictalurus furcatus (blue catfish)
Lineage: Eukaryota; Metazoa; Chordata; Actinopteri; Siluriformes; Ictaluridae
Gene: rplp2b
Product: ribosomal protein, large P2, like
Exons: 5
Coding region: 137-484 (115 amino acids)
Biological process (GO): cytoplasmic translational elongation; translation
Cellular component (GO): ribosome; cytosolic large ribosomal subunit
Molecular function (GO): structural constituent of ribosome
Source: RefSeq, a predicted model, not a curated record